Molecule: messenger RNA, 3830 nt
Organism: Phasianus colchicus (ring-necked pheasant)
Lineage: Eukaryota; Metazoa; Chordata; Aves; Galliformes; Phasianidae
Gene: KCTD10
Product: potassium channel tetramerization domain containing 10
Biological process (GO): negative regulation of Rho protein signal transduction; proteasome-mediated ubiquitin-dependent protein catabolic process; protein ubiquitination
Cellular component (GO): Cul3-RING ubiquitin ligase complex
Molecular function (GO): ubiquitin-protein transferase activity; protein binding
Source: RefSeq, a predicted model, not a curated record
AGUAGACGCGCGUCGGACCGGAAGUGGGCGGAGCAGGGCGGAAGUUCCCCGCCCGGCGGUCGGCACGUUCGCUCCGUGGGGCUGCGUCGCGCCCUUCAUGGAAGAGAUGUCGGGAGAAAGCGUGGUGAGCUCAGCAGUGCCGGCAGCUGCCACCCGCACGACCUCCUUCAAAGGAACAAGCCCAAGCUCCAAGUAUGUCAAGCUGAACAUCGGUGGGGCCCUGUACUACACCACCAUGCAGACACUGACCAAGCAGGACACCAUGCUCAAAGCCAUGUUCAGUGGGAGAAUGGAGGUUCUGACAGACAGUGAAGGUUGGAUCCUGAUUGACCGCUGCGGGAAACAUUUUGGGACAAUCCUGAACUAUCUGCGUGACGGCGCUGUGCCACUCCCAGAGAGCCGCAGAGAGAUUGAAGAGCUCUUGGCUGAAGCCAAGUACUACCUGGUCCAGGGGCUGGUGGACGAGUGCCAGGCAGCCUUGCAGCAGAACAAAGAUGCAUAUGAACCAUUCUGCAAGGUACCAGUCAUCACUUCUUCCAAGGAAGAGCAAAAACUUAUAGCCACUUCUAACAAGCCAGCAGUGAAGUUGCUAUACAACAGAAGCAACAACAAAUAUUCCUACACCAGCAACUCUGACGACAACAUGCUGAAAAACAUUGAGCUAUUUGAUAAGCUGUCCUUGAGGUUUAAUGGGAGAGUGCUCUUUAUAAAAGAUGUGAUUGGAGACGAGAUCUGCUGCUGGUCUUUCUAUGGGCAGGGACGGAAGAUUGCUGAAGUCUGUUGCACUUCCAUUGUUUAUGCUACUGAGAAAAAACAGACAAAGGUGGAGUUCCCAGAAGCCCGCAUUUAUGAGGAAACACUGAACAUUCUGCUGUACGAGUCCCAGGAUGGCAGGGGACCCGACAACGCGCUCCUGGAAGCCACAGGAGGGGCAGCUGGCCGCUCCCAUCACCUGGAGGAAGAUGAGGAGCGAGAGCGCAUCGAACGCGUGCGAAGGAUCCACAUUAAACGUCCGGAUGACAGAGCCCAUCUGCACCAGUGAGCUGAGUGACAGCUGCAGUGUCUGUCUGGAAGGUGCUGCCCUUCUCCUGAUGGAUUGUCUGCAGCAGGGGACCAGGCAGCUUCUCUUUGUUCAACGAGUCUGUAAAUUACGUUUUGUAACAAAGUAGGUUAUUUGGGGUAUUUAAAUAAGGUAGUUCUAGGAUGAGAAUAAAUAAGGUUACUGGGCGUAUGGUAGGUAUGUAUAAAGCCCUCUGAACAUCUGGUGAAAUGCCCUGAGUUUGUAGCCCUCUUGUCUUUGCUAUUUUGUGGUUAGUGAGGAAGAAGACUGGCUUCUUUUGGCUUUAGUAAUUAUCCUGCACUUUAAAAAACAAACAAAACAACAGAAGUCAGGCAGCCACAUACCUGCCCUCCUGGCUCUCACUGACCCAGGCAUCGCAGCAUGACAGAAGCACAGUAAAGCUGCUGCAGGGCUCCCUUUCUUCUAGGUCAGAAGGCAGUGGGGGGGGAGUAGUUCAGGAGUGCCUCAGUGUGACUGCUGGCAGGACAGGUGAUAGCAGGAGAAGCACCAAGCUUGAGGCAGAGGGAACCCAGUGCUGCAAGACUGCAGGUGGCUGUGGCUUCCCACUGCUCUCAGGCCCUCCUCCCAUGGUUCAGUGGAGCGUCUCAGAACUGAGUUGUGGAGAGGCCCAUCCCCACUUUUUUGGUAUGAUUCAAGGAUGGAAGAUGUUGAAAUUCCUCCACGAGGAGGAGCAGGAGCUAACUGUGCCUGGUGGCUUUCCCUUAGGGUGGUAUUGCUAUCAGUCAAAGCUCAACCCCACAUUGUUAUUGGGAAGUUUAUUUCCCUCAGAUCACCCAUCAGGAAGCUGUCCAUUCUUUACCACAGGUUAAAAUUGAUAACAGGUUUGGCACACACUGCCAGGCCCACGUAGGCUUUGAGCAAGGGCAGUGCAGAGUGCUGGUGUAGAGCUGAAGGAAGCAGCCCAGAAGAGUUAAUCCCUGUUUGCCUUUAUCCUGAGCAUUUUCCAGUCUCUCAGCAGAAAUGGCAGCUGUGUAUGAAAGGAUGAAGCUGAAAUGUUGUGCAGAGAAUGCUGUAGUGUCUGGUUUUCUGAGAGUAGUAAUAAGUGGAUGUUUUUAUCUACCUCCUAGUCUCUUGUUGCCUAGUGCAGAGUCAAGUAUCAGAGUGGUGGAAGAGAGUGUAUUAUUCACUAGGAUUGAAUGCUAAGGCUUAAUGAGAAGAGCUGCAGCUGUAAUGGUUAAUGUAAAAAAGCUUGAGAGAGAGAAACCAGCAGUAGGAAGCCUUAAACUUUAGUCAGGGUGCCACUGUGACAGACCCCAGAGUACUUUGGCCAUUUCAGACCUUCUUGAUUCUUACCUGGAGUACAUAAUGGCUGGGUGUCCCACAGUGGCAGCUCUGCAUCGCUCAGUGAGGUCCUUUGCUUCUGCAAGCUCCCUGCUGUAAGGAUUCCUAGUCCUGGCUCAGCACUGAUUGUGGCAUAUUGGCAUUUUAAAAACCAAAGGCACAGUCAACAUCACCAGCUGUGUUACUGAUUUAUUUCAGUAGCAGCCUCUGCAGCUAAGCUAUUUGGGAUGUAAAAUAAAGCAGUAACCAGUUUGGGAGCAGCAUGGACAAGUAGCUUUCAGAGUUAGGCUGAAGUCGUCUUCCUCAUAACCAAAGACUUUAAGUUUCAGACAGCCAGGGGCUGUGGCAGAGUGGUCGUUAUCCUUGUGUCCUCUACUCUUUCUUCAGCUCCUGACUGAUAAGUAAGAAUGGAGCAAUUCAGCAGCUUCAGCUUUGGCUUUUCUUCUAAGCUGUACUUAAUAUGUCUGUCACCAGUGCAACACGCUUUGAGUUCAUACAAGUCCAUAGUUUAGGCUGUUGGUGUGCAGGACACACUGCCUCUCCCUUCUUGCCUUAUGGGAUAAGCUGGGGCGUGUGCUCUCUUUGGCACUGUGUACUUUGACACAACUGAGCUGUUUACAAGUUUCUGAUCUGUAACACACUCCUAACUCUAACUGCUGCAGUUGUGUAACAAAGAUGUACCGCUGUCCUGUGUUAGAACAUCCCUUAACUACUGGCUGCUUGCCCUUGUUCAUUAAGUCUCUCAAUAAAACAAAAACAGCUCCCACAGCCACUUAAUGCCAUUGCACAAAUGCUCUCAGCUCCUGAGCCUUUUACUUUAAAUGGUUUUGCCAAUAGAGCUUUCAGAGGGAGAUGGGGUACAGGGCAGCUACCCUGGCCCCAAGCAGUUCUUUAGAUUAGCUAGUGCUGCACGAUGUUAACUGUGCUGACCUGCCUGCUUUGAUUCAUGCAUGCUGCCUUCCAGCACCCAGCAACAGCCACCAAUACUGACAGCAGAACAGUCAACUGAAAUCUUAUGCCUGCAGGCUAUUUCCCCCCCCUCCAUUGGAGUGAUGCAGAAAAGCUUACCUAAAAUCAGUAGCUUGUAAUGCAGUUAGGGCCAAACAGUCCCAUAACACCAGCCCCUGGCUUAGGGCUAAGCUGGGAAUGCAUUUACACCUGCAAAGCAGCCACUCCUGUACUCAGACAAGGCAGAUUGUAGAGCCCACACUGAGCUCCUCCUGCUGCAGGACAUCACCUGUUCAAAGCCCUUGUGGAAGUCUCCAAGCUCCAGUCUUACCUUUUAGUCUUAAUGGAGUUGUUUUGUUUCAUGUUCUGUACAAUCAUUCCCUCCUAUUUUAUGCACACAAAAAAAACUUAAGAUGGAUUUCAGUGUAUGGUUGUUGUUUGCAAUGUUUCAUUGUUUUUUUGUUCUGUUUUGUUGGUUUUUUUUUUAAGCAUAACAUGAAAUAAAUUAGAAGAUAUUUCA